This is a messenger RNA of Cucumis melo (muskmelon), 1455 nucleotides long. RefSeq names its product AT-hook motif nuclear-localized protein 22. The record is from RefSeq and is a predicted model, not a curated record. Gene Ontology annotation, molecular function: DNA-binding transcription factor activity; minor groove of adenine-thymine-rich DNA binding. The transcript has a single exon. Bases 275 to 1186 code for a protein of 303 amino acids. Gene Ontology annotation, biological process: vegetative to reproductive phase transition of meristem. Lineage: Eukaryota; Viridiplantae; Streptophyta; Magnoliopsida; Cucurbitales; Cucurbitaceae. Gene Ontology annotation, cellular component: nucleus.
AGAGAAGUGAUGAGAGAGAGAGAGAGGGACCCAUGGCACCGCCCAUAGGCAUAAGCACGCAGCUCUAACGAAUCCCAACCCAUCUCCCAUCUAUUUUCUCCCCUCAUCUAACCCUAACCCACAAAUAUAUCACUCUCUCUCUUUCCUUCCUUCUUCUCUUCCAAAUCUUCAACAAAUCCAAUCCCACAAAAUUUCUUCCCCCAAAUUCCUUCAAAUUUCUAUGCUUCUCUUCUUCUAAAAUUAAAGCUCCAAAUCUUUGGAAUUCAAUUCCCAUAUGGAUUCCCACUCCCUUCCCCCUCCUUUCCACACCCGUGAUUUCCAUCUCCAACAACAUCCAUUCCACACCAACACCAACAACAACAAUUCCGAAGAAGAACAUAGCACCACCACCACCCGUCUCAAACGCGACCGUGAUGACGACACCAACAACUCCAACCCCAACUCCGCUGGCGACCCCACCCCCGACGGAGAAAUCACUCGUCGCCCUAGAGGACGCCCCGCUGGAUCCAAAAACAAACCUAAACCACCCAUUAUCAUUACUCGCGACAGCGCCAACGCUCUCCGUACUCACGUCAUCGAAGUCACCGAUGGCUGCGACAUCGUUGAUAGCGUCGCUACCUUCGCUCGACGUCGUCAACGUGGUGUUUGUAUUAUGAGUGGUACCGGUACGGUUACAAACGUUACUCUCCGUCAACCCGCUUCACCCGGUGCAAUUGUCAACUUACAUGGCCGGUUCGAGAUCUUAUCUCUUGCCGGUUCGUUUCUUCCUCCUCCUGCUCCUCCAGCUGCUACUACUUUGACUAUUUAUCUCGCUGGUGGUCAAGGGCAAGUCGUCGGUGGUAGCGUUGUUGGUACUUUGAUCGCUUCCGGUCCUGUCGUUAUUAUGGCUGCUUCGUUUAGUAACGCGGCGUAUGAACGGCUUCCAUUGGAGGAAGACGAUCAACCACCGCUUCCGUCGCUGCAAGGCGGCGGGGGAAUUGGGUCGCCGGAUGAAGUUGGGCAGUCACAAAUAACGGCGCAAACGGCACAUCAUCAACAACAGCAACAGAAUCAACAACAACAGCAGCAACUACUUAACGAUGGUAAUGCGCCGUUAUUUCACGGUUUGCCUCCGAAUCUCUUGAAUUCAAUUCAAAUGCCACCGUCGGAAUCACCGUAUUGGGCAACUGCCCGUCCUCCGUACUAACCCACUACUCUCAAACCCAAAAAAAAAAAAAAAAAAAGAAAAAAAUUCCAUAUCCUUUUGAGUUGUUUCUUUAGCUUAGCCACUCAGCCAUGGAGAUUAUUAAUUAAUUUGGGGUUUGUUUUUUCUUUUCUUCUUUUUUCAAUUAUUUUUCUAUUUCCUCAAGUUUGUUUUUCUUUCAUAAUUUUCAGGAUAUUUCUUGAUCUUAGUUGGUAAUCAAAUUAGAUUACAUGUCAAAUUUAUCAUAUUAAUUACUACUUGUUUUUUUCUUU